This is a messenger RNA of Scheffersomyces stipitis CBS 6054, 285 nucleotides long. The record is from RefSeq and is a predicted model, not a curated record. Lineage: Eukaryota; Fungi; Ascomycota; Pichiomycetes; Serinales; Debaryomycetaceae.
UUCAUUCGGCCGGUGAGUUGUUACACACUCCUUAGCGGAUUCCGACUUCCAUGGCCACCGUCCGGCUGUCUAGAUGAACUAACACCUUUUGUGGUGUCUGAUGAGCGUGUAUUCCGGCACUUUAACUUCACGUUCGGUUCAUCCCGCAUCGCCAGUUCUGCUUACCAAAAAUGGCCCACUAAAAGCUCUUCAUUCAUAUGUCCACGUUCAAUUAAGCAACAAGGACUUCUUACAUAUUUAAAGUUUGAGAAUAGGUUAAGGUCAUUUCAACCCCAAGACCUCUAA